This is a messenger RNA of Protobothrops mucrosquamatus (brown spotted pit viper), 2106 nucleotides long. RefSeq names its product RNA binding fox-1 homolog 2 (gene RBFOX2). Bases 34 to 1110 code for a protein of 358 amino acids. The record is from RefSeq and is a predicted model, not a curated record. Gene Ontology annotation, cellular component: nucleus; cytoplasm. Lineage: Eukaryota; Metazoa; Chordata; Lepidosauria; Squamata; Viperidae. Gene Ontology annotation, molecular function: mRNA binding. The transcript is spliced from 12 exons. Gene Ontology annotation, biological process: nervous system development; regulation of alternative mRNA splicing, via spliceosome.
GGUAACCAGGAGCCAACAGCUACUCCUGACACAAUGGUCCAGCCAUUCACCACAAUCCCAUUCCCACCUCCCCCACAGAAUGGGAUCCCCACAGAGUAUGGUGUUCCCCACACUCAGGACUAUGCAGGCCAGACCAGUGAGCACAAUCUGACAAUCUAUGGAAGUGGACAAACGCAUGGAGAACAGAAUACGAAUACAGCUACCACGCAGAAUGGAUCUCUUACGCAGACAGAAGGAGGGGCACAGACAGAUGGCCAGCAGUCGCAGACACAAAGCAGUGAGAAUGCUGAGAGCAAGUCUACCCCAAAGCGGCUGCAUGUGUCCAACAUUCCCUUCCGUUUUCGGGAUCCUGACCUCCGGCAGAUGUUUGGGCAAUUUGGUAAAAUCCUUGAUGUAGAGAUAAUCUUCAAUGAACGUGGGUCCAAGGGAUUCGGGUUCGUAACUUUCGAGAAUAGUGCUGAUGCAGACAGGGCCAGGGAGAAAUUACACGGCACCGUGGUAGAGGGCCGUAAAAUCGAGGUUAAUAAUGCCACUGCACGAGUAAUGACUAAUAAGAAAAUGGUCACCCCUUAUGCAAACGGUUGGAAAUUGAGUCCUGUAGUUGGAGCAGUAUAUGGACCUGAAUUAUAUGCAGCAUCCAGUUUUCAAGCAGAUGUCUCGCUGGGCAAUGACGCUGCAGUGCCCCUGUCAGGAAGGGGGGGUAUUAACACUUACAUUCCUUUAAUCAUACCCAGCUUCCCUUACCCAACUGCAGCCACCACAGCGGCAGCAUUUAGGGGAGCCCAUCUGAGAGGACGAGGAAGGACAGUGUAUGGUGCGGUACGAGCAGUACCUCCAACAGCCAUCCCAGCUUACCCAGGAAUAGUCUUACAGGAACCAAUCAUUAGCGCUAAAAUACCUCAGGGUGGAUAUGCAGCCUACAGAUAUGCGCAGCCCGCUACUGCAACAGCAGCUACUGCUGCUGCUGCAGCUGCAGCAGCUUACAGUGAUGGUUACGGCAGGGUGUACACAACAGACCCUUACCAUGCUCUUGCCCCUGCAGCUAGCUAUGGAGUUGGCGCUGUGGCAAGUUUAUAUCGAGGUGGCUACAGCCGAUUUGCCCCUUACUGAAGUGACAUGAGCCCCCCUGCAAGUGGGACAGCUCCCUCCCCCCAGUUCAUGAGGCCUGGCUAUUGCAAUAUUUACUAGUAGAGGAACUCUAUAGCAAGAAGAGGAGGAAAACAAAAGAAAAAAACAAGAGAAAUACUUUUUUAUACCUCACUAUGUUCUUUAAAUAUGUAUUUUCCUUUAAAUUUCUGCCUUUAAUUCUUUUGUUCCAAAGAUUGUGCAUUUUUUGAUCUUUUUUUUUCAAUUGUUUGUUUUUAACUGUGGUAAACAUAAUGCAUUUUGUGUCUAUAUAUGCAUAGUUUAUCCUACCAAUCACACAAAAAGAGAUAAAUAGUGCUAAGGAGGGCUGUUAGGAUUCAAUAUAAUGGAACAUAGUCAGGAAUAUGUAGAUAUUAUUGCUGGGUCUUCUGCCCAAGAGCCAGAAUAGUGUGGAAGAACCCCCUCUAUUGGGAGAAUGGGGGAAUGUUGAUGGCCUGCAGCUGGAACCUGCAUGCUCAUUGGAAACACAAAGACCCUCCUCUUUUAUCACCAGCUGGCACUUAUGGGCUCAGGACAGCUCCAGCAGCAUCAAGAUUUUUUUUAUAAUUUUCAAGACAAAACUGCUCAAAGCUGCCCAAAGACUUCAUCUAAUGGUUUUAGAGGACAAGGCAUGUAACAAAUACAUACGCCUAUCUUUAAUUCUUAUAAUCCAUUCUACCAUGGCUUUACUUUAAUCAUUCCGUUGCUUUGGUUUUCUUCUCUUCCCACUCUUCCCUCUUUUCUGAUGAAAUAGCAUGUUUGGGACAAUAACUGUUGAAUUUGGAGCCAUGAUGAAUUUUUUUUUCUUUAGAAAAACCAAGAGUUUAAUUGCAAAGAUCUACAUAUUCUGAGGUUCUGGAAUAGUGAUUAUGGGAAAAGCUUGCACCAGUGCUACUCUGAUACUCUAAGAUACUCCACUGUACAAGAUCCUCCUUUUUCACCCUGAGGUAGUUAGCUUUGCUGCAAGUAUGUUAUAAAAAA